UGGAAAUUACGGGAAGUACCCGCAUGAACCUUUCUGUGACGUAACGGGAGGAGGAACAGGAAGUGAGAUUUUUUGUUUGAAAAAGGCUAUCCUUUCCAAUCCGUCCGAGGAGAAAGGGCUAUCAUCGCUGGGAGGGGAAAAUGUCCAGUCGGUUGUGGAAAGAAACUUUGAUUUUGGCAGAAGAUUACAUCGACUUCUGUGUUGGAAACAAAAGGACACCUCCCAGCGAGCAAGCCGAAGCUAUGCGCCACCUCGCCAGCGAAAUGGAGCAGAAAUACCAAUGCAGAUUCCACUCUCUUCUGCAAACGUUCCUGGGGGCUUGUGGACCGGAGCCCAGCACAAGUUUGAAAAAGGUGAUGGUAGAGCUAGUAGGAGAUGGAAAAUUAAAUUGGGGAAGGGUCGUGUCUCUCUUCACUUUCACGGGAGUCCUGGCAAGGGAACUGUACUCCCGAGGAGAGGAUAAAGACUGCAGCAGAAGACUUGCGGAGACUAUUGCUGACUACCUUGGAACGGAACAACAAGAUUGGCUGGUCCAAAAUGAAGGCUGGGAGGGAUUCAACAAGUUUUUCCGCAGGAGAGGGGAGGUGAGCCAGGAAUCGUCCAUGAAGACUGCACUGUUCGCUGCAGCCGGUGUGGGGAUUGCAGGGCUGACUUUUCUCCUUGUGCGCUAGUGUAGAAUAUCCCUUUUAUUUUCCUCCUUCUCUUACAAGAAUUGGUUGCUAACAUUUCAAAACUUUUUUUUUUUUUUUUUUGAAGUCAUGAUCACAGGUGCUCAUUUCAUGGGAUUUUUUUUUUUUGGUUCAGUACUUACAGCACUGCAUUGUUGCGUAGCCAGAUAAUGGGAGACUAAGUAAGGAAGGGACUGCUAUUGUAAGAUAUAUUCAGUUCUUUCCUCAGUUUUGUAAUUGGCAUAUUUUCUAUCAUAAAUGAAUGUUGUAUUUUACAUAUUUGAAAGCACUGGGUCCGAAAUUUCUAAUUCAGAGCACCCUAUAGUUUGUAUUUUUGUGCUUGCACCCACAUAGAUCAAACAUUAACAUCAAAAUUAAGGGACACUCUUACCUUUUUUUUUUUUCCUUUGGCUGCAAUUCGUAUAUGGAGUGAUUGACAGAUUUUAAAUGUAUGGAAACUUUUUUUUAGUUUAAUAAAAUUACAAAUUAAUAUAUUUAUAUGAAAUAAAAAAUGUAAACAAGCCCAUUUGUUGUUUACAAGCUACUUGA
Anguilla rostrata (American eel) is the source of this 1217-nucleotide messenger RNA. RefSeq names its product anti-apoptotic protein NR13-like. Bases 141 to 671 code for a protein of 176 amino acids. Gene Ontology annotation, molecular function: protein homodimerization activity; protein heterodimerization activity. The transcript has 3 exons. Gene Ontology annotation, cellular component: mitochondrial outer membrane. The record is from RefSeq and is a predicted model, not a curated record. NCBI's taxonomy places the organism in Eukaryota, Metazoa, Chordata, Actinopteri, Anguilliformes, Anguillidae. Gene Ontology annotation, biological process: intrinsic apoptotic signaling pathway in response to DNA damage; regulation of apoptotic process; extrinsic apoptotic signaling pathway in absence of ligand.